This is a messenger RNA of Malania oleifera, 2804 nucleotides long. Its product is annotated as cation/H(+) antiporter 15-like. Gene Ontology annotation, cellular component: endomembrane system; membrane. The coding region runs from base 248 to 2722 and encodes 824 amino acids. The record is from RefSeq and is a predicted model, not a curated record. The transcript is spliced from 3 exons. Gene Ontology annotation, biological process: proton transmembrane transport; regulation of pH. Gene Ontology annotation, molecular function: antiporter activity. NCBI's taxonomy places the organism in Eukaryota, Viridiplantae, Streptophyta, Magnoliopsida, Santalales, Ximeniaceae.
ACCCACUUGCCCCUCUGUUUGAGAGAGAGAGAGAGAGAGAGAGAGAGAGAGAGAUCUGCUCUGGGUAGCAAUUUUUUUUUGGCUUCAUCCAACGGCUCUCUCUCUCUCUCUCUCUGGUUUGUGUGAGGAAGGGUCUGGUUUGGGUAGCCCUUCUUUCUUUGGGGUCGAAUCCCUUUCUGCAGUUUCUGGGUUGGAGGCAUUGCAGGGCAAAAAAAAAAAAAAAAAAAGUAGGCUGGAGGAAUCGAUCAUGGGUUCUGUAAUAGUGGAACCGGAAGACAUAUCUUUGUUUGGUGGCCAAUCUACCUCCUCGUCACCAUCCUCAAUCAGGAACUUAACCACCAUCUGUCUCUCUGUUGGAAGGAUCCAUUCACGAGGCAUCUUCUUCGGCUACAAUCCCCUGCAUUACUCUGCUCCUCUUCUGCUGCUGCAGCUCUCUAUUGCCUCUGCUGUCAUCCUCAUCACUUCUGCUCUUCUCAAGCCCCUUGGCCAACCCAUCAUGGUUUCCCAAAUAUUAGGUGGUAUAAUCCUAGGUCCAUCGUUUCUAAGUCGGAGCGACGAAUUCAGGAAGAUCCUUUUCCCGGCGAGAGGUCUCGUAGUCCUCGAUGCGAUUUCUGCCUUCGGGUACAUGUUUUACUUCUUCCUGAUUGGAGUCCAAAUGGAUCCAUGGAUAUUGAAGAAGGUGGACAAGAAAACAUUCUCCAUUGGGAUGUUUGCAGUGGCAAUUCCCUUGCUACUGAGCAUUUCUUUGGCCUUCCUCCUCCUGCAAUUUAUCAGCAUGGACCCAAAGGUGGCCGCCUCGCUUCCCACCGUAGCCCAAGUAGAAUCCGUUCUCGCCUUCCCGGUGAUUGCGCACUACCUUGCUGGGCUCAAGAUCAUAAACUCCGAGUUUGGGAGAAUGGCACUCACUUCCUCCAUGGUCAGUGGCGUGCUCAGCUUCUCAGUCAUAACCAUCACAGUGCUCAUGACCCAACAAUCUCACAGCAAGUUCAGAAUUUUCCAAACCAUCUUUACCGGCAUUGCGCUUGCGGUGGUCAUCUUCUUGGUAGUUCGACCUGUAGUGGUAUGGAUGAUAGGGCGGAAUCCGCCGGGUGAGCCGUUGAGCGAGGAGCAAAUCUAUGCCCUGCUUGUUGGUGUGCUGGUGGCUGGUUUUCUCAGCCACGCCACCGGUCUGAACAUCUUCUUUGGUCCUCUUGUUCUUGGGAUGGCCAUCCCGCCAGGGCCGCCGAUUGGUUCAGCCUUGGUGGAGAAGCUUGAUCUCAUGAUCUCCUGGAUGUUCAUGCCACUGUUCUUCGUCAAGGCUGGAUUGGUGAUCAAUGUGUUCGCCGUCGAGCUCAAGAAUUUCUUGAUCGUGCAGUUUGUCAUUCUCAUUAGCUGCACUGGCAAGUUCAUGGGAGCAUUUUUGCCUGCUCUUUUCUGCAAUAUGCCAUUGAGGGAUGCAGUUGCAAUUGGUCUUGUCAUGAACGCGCAGGGUGUUCUUGAGCUCGGUUUGUUUAAAAUGAUGAAGAAAGUAAAGGCAAUAGACAAUGAAGCAUUUUAUGUAAUGUGCACCUCCAUGGUGCUUGUAACUGGAGCCAUCACACCCAUUAUAAAACGCCUGUAUGAUCCUUCCAGGAGGUACACUGUGUACCAAAGGCGAACCGUGAUGAACUCAAGGCUUGACUCUGAACUCAGAGUACUCGUCUGCAUACACGACGAAGACGGCGUCCCGGCCACCAUCAACCUCAUCGAAGCCUGCAAUCCCACCAAGAGAAGCCCCAUUGUCAUCUACCUCCUCCACCUCGUCAAGCUUGUCGGCCGCCCCAACCCCAUUCUUAUCCCCUACAAGAUGUCCACAAGGCCUGGCUCCAAGUGCAGACCCUCAGAGCACAUUGUCAAUGCCUUCAGGUACUAUGAACAAACCAGCAACGGCCUCAUCUCGGUUCACCCUUAUACCGCAAUCUCCACCCACGCAAGCAUGCACGAUGACACAUGCCGAAUUGCGCUCGAUCGCAGGACUUCUCUCAUCAUAAUCCCUUUCCACAAGAGAUUGAAUGCCAAUGGCGCCACGGGCUCAUUCAGCAACUGCAUCAAAACUGUGAACAACAAUGUUCUUAACACUGCACCUUGCUCAGUCGCCAUCCUUGUCGACCGAGGGCUGGUAAACACCUCGAGGCCGAUGCUUGCCACUUGGUCCUCGUAUCGCGUGGCAGUUAUCUUCUUCGGAGGGGCCGAUGACCGGGAGGCACUCGCCUUAGGGGCUCGAAUGGCAGGACACCCAAACAUCAACCUAACAAUGGUGAGGCUGCUUGAGAAUGGGAACAUUAACAAUGCUGACACAAGGGAGAGGAGGCUAGACAAUGAAGUAGUGGGUGAGUUUAGGCUUAGCAUGGUUGGGAAUUACCGUGUAAUGUACAUGGAGGAGGUGGUGAUGGAUGCUUCAGGGACCGUUGCCGCGAUCCGAUCCAUGGAAGACAAUUAUGAGCUCCUCCUUGUUGGGAGACGCCACGAUCCAACGUCGCGGCUCAUGCGAGGGGUUAUGGAUCAGAACGAGCUCUCAGCGUUGGGAGUACUUGGAGAAGUUCUGGCCUCGGCAGAUUUUCAGGGCAACACCUCAGUCUUGGUGGUGCAACAGCACACCAAUGUGGUGGAAGAAGGCUAUGGAAAGCAGCAGAUAGGGAACAUAGAGGAGCAAGGCAGGAGAGAGGAGGAACAAGGAGAUCUUCAAAUUCAUAGGUCUGUCUAAUGAUUAUGCAUCAAGAAGGGGAAUCAUGAAUUUGAUCAGAUCAGUGUAGAUUAAAGGAUUGUAGUUAAAUAUUUGUACAUCA